Prorocentrum cordatum is the source of this 893-nucleotide messenger RNA. Lineage: Eukaryota; Dinophyceae; Prorocentrales; Prorocentraceae. The record is from the annotation of a GenBank genome assembly.
GGGGGGGAGUACGGGAGGAUGUAUAUGAUAGAGAUGUCACCUUGACCAGCGUGGCCACAGGAGAGACACGUCUAAGGUGGUACCACUCUUGUCCACGACGCAGGCGCGGUGGCGGGAUGGGCCGAAGGCCACUGGACGGCACCGUACCUUUCGCAGUCGAAACGACGAGUUCAAGCGCAGCCUGGCGGUUGAAAGCGUGUGGCAUGUUCUUUAAGUGUUGAAUAAUGCCGCCAUGACUGGUCGGUCCAGCGAUGCCGCGGGAGAGGCGCGUCUAAGAAGGUAUCUCCAUCAGCUGGACCGAACAUGCCAAUUCAAAUAUCAAAUUCAAUCCCCGACUGUGGUUGAUCAAGCUCAGCACGAGCAGGACCCCACUGCGGGCGACGGCCAGGCCUACAAAGAGGACAAGAAACAGCGCAGCGCGCUUUGGGCUUGGAGAGGGAGGGUGGCGUCACAGACGACGAAGGGAGAGGGGAAGAGAAGGCAAUCGAGUGAGGGCCAAGCCCUGACGGCGGCGACGCGCAGGGCGCGCACCUGGAACACUCCACGCAGAGCGGCCCAGAAGGCAUUCAGCGCUCCUGGGACAUCGACUGCCCAGGCAUAGGCAUGUACAAAUUCCACCCUCGGACGAACUGGGCGGUGCGAGUCCACUCUUUGGAUCUCUCCGCCCUCUUCGGCGACUCCGAAGGGUGUGGUUUGCAACGUGUGUGGCUUGCAACCGGCACCGUGGGGGGCGGGCGAGGACCUCGACAGAGCUCUCCGCCGCGCCCCGAGAAGGCUAGACGAAGACAGUGUCGUGACCCCAGGCCCCAACGGUGCCAAACCCAAACCGCACCCCAGCGUAACCAGACCCUUUGUCGUCUUAGGUCGGGCGUGUCCUCCUACAGGCAGAUUUU